Molecule: messenger RNA, 3652 nt
Organism: Gasterosteus aculeatus aculeatus (three-spined stickleback)
Lineage: Eukaryota; Metazoa; Chordata; Actinopteri; Perciformes; Gasterosteidae
Gene: gnb1a
Product: guanine nucleotide binding protein (G protein), beta polypeptide 1a
Biological process (GO): signal transduction
Molecular function (GO): protein binding
Source: RefSeq, a predicted model, not a curated record
GACCUGAGUGCAGGGUUACCGCGCCCAUCUCUGCUGUUUGAUGGCCGGAGGAAGAAGCGACUGAGAUCCUGGCGUGAAGGAAGAAAAAAAAAAGAAGAGGGACGACGACGGUGGGAAAGACGAAGGGAUUUUUUUUUUGCUUUGAGUGGGAAUUUUCGUUGAGACGGAAGAACGCUCCGACGGGACUGUGCCACGUCUUUCUGGGUGAACGCCGACUUAUCUCUGCGCCUCUGUGCCGGUGUGUCUCCCCCCCUCGGCGGGUCAAAAACUGGGUUCGGGGAGUGCCGCUCCUCGGUAGCUUAACUAACGCUAGCUAAAUCUUAGGCGCCUGGGCGGAGAGCGGAGAGACAAGAUUUAGCUGUUUCCAGUCAAUGUGAUAUAAACAACGGAUACCCUCAACUGAACGCUGAUCAGCAAGAGUCUCGGCGGCGGAGCGAAGCACACCAUUAGCAGAGGAAAAUGAGUGAACUGGAUCAGCUACGCCAGGAGGCUGAGCAGCUCAAGAACCAGAUCAGAGAUGCCAGGAAAGCGUGUGCGGAUGCUACUCUGUCUCAGAUCACAGCUAGCAUCGACCCCGUUGGCAGAAUUCAAAUGCGCACUAGACGGACACUGAGGGGUCAUCUGGCUAAAAUCUAUGCCAUGCACUGGGGCACUGACUCAAGGCUUUUGGUCAGCGCCUCCCAGGAUGGUAAACUCAUUAUUUGGGACAGCUACACCACGAACAAGGUCCACGCCAUCCCGUUGCGCUCCUCCUGGGUGAUGACGUGUGCCUACGCCCCUUCUGGGAACUACGUGGCCUGCGGAGGCCUGGACAACAUCUGCUCCAUCUACAACCUGAAGACCCGCGAGGGAAAUGUGCGCGUCAGCCGCGAGCUGGCCGGACACACAGGUUACCUGUCCUGCUGUCGCUUCCUGGAUGACAACCAGAUCGUCACCAGCUCUGGAGACACCACCUGUGCUCUGUGGGACAUUGAGACUGGUCAGCAGACGACCACCUUUGCCGGUCACACUGGCGAUGUAAUGAGUCUCUCCCUGGCGCCUGACACCAGGCUGUUUGUGUCUGGGGCCUGCGAUGCCUCGGCUAAGCUCUGGGACAUCAGAGAAGGAAUGUGCCGACAGACCUUCACUGGCCACGAGUCGGACAUCAACGCUAUCUGCUUCUUCCCCAACGGCAACGCAUUCGCCACUGGUUCAGACGACGCCACCUGCCGGCUGUUUGACCUGCGUGCCGACCAGGAGCUGAUGGUUUACUCACACGACAACAUCAUCUGUGGCAUCACCUCCGUGGCGUUCUCCAAGAGCGGCCGCCUACUGCUGGCCGGCUACGACGAUUUCAACUGCAACGUCUGGGACACUUUGAAGGCCGACCGUGCAGGUGUCCUGGCUGGUCACGAUAACCGGGUGAGCUGCUUGGGUGUGACCGACGACGGCAUGGCAGUGGCAACAGGGUCCUGGGACAGCUUCCUCAAGAUCUGGAACUAGAGUCUGAAGAUGGCAUCUGGACUCCAAAGUUGAGUGGAAGACCAUUCCAACAUCACAAUGUUCAAUUUUAUUGCAUAUCCAUCUUUUCAAAAAACACCAUGAUACUGACUCCAAACACCCCAAAAAUCUGUCAAGGGCAAAAAUUCUCUCUCUUCCUCCCCCGUUCUCAUUUGAAAGAGCACAAUUGUCUUGUCACUCAUUCAGCUACGAAAAAGUAAAAACAAAAAAAAAGCCUGAGGAAUUCGGUUGAGGGGGAAAUUGUGCUUUCCUCCUGUUGGCAUGGUCUGGAAUUGUAUUAAGCCACCUUAAAGCAAACCUUUCCUGUGUCCUCAUUACGCACAGGUCUGAGUGAACAUGAACGUCAUUGAACUCGUACUCGCUUUUUUUUUUUUUUUUGGCAAAGUUUCUUGGCUCUUUUUUUCCUUUUUUGAUUUUUUUUUUUUUUUCGUUAAAGAGAAGUAGAUCAGUGAAGCGUUGAGGGUCACAACUUUGUUUUAUUUCCUUGUCUUUCCACAUUUUAGAGAAUGUUUUUAAGUUGAGAGCUAGAAGAACCUCCAGAUCAUGUCAUUUUAAAUCCAGCUUUAUCCCACUGGAGAACAAAGUGAGAGAAUUGAGCUUCAACAGGGAGUCCUCAAGCCACUUCUGGCCCUACUGUAUAUUUUGUUCCGUGAUACUUUUACGGUUUCUUUUUUCCGGUGUAGUCCACAAAUCCUUGUUUGCACAAAAAUUAAACUUUGCAUAUAUAGAAUAAUGUCUAAAGUAAAAAAAACAACAAGUUAACUAACCAAGCACACGCUGUUUAGGAUGAAUGCUCAUUUUUGAAAUGAAAAAAAAACACAAAAAACAACCAUUUUAACCAUUCUUACACCUUUUUGUCUGGCGACAGUGUAGAAUAAUUAAAUGAAGAUUAACCCAUCGGUUCAUAAUCCACCCCGCCCCUCUUUUUUAUUCAUUUUUUUCCUCCUUUAAUUUAGUUUCCCCUGGUUUCUGUUGCCCGUGGUUGGGACCGGUGAUGUGAUUUGGUACCUCCACUUGAGCCCGGUUGCAGUCCGGAUGUUUCUCUUUUAACAGAGGUGCCCAUUCCGUGCUUGGAAAUGCAGUUACUACUCUGUGAAUGACAUGUUGUAUAAAUCAAUGUUUGAAAAUAAUGAUAUUGAAACUUUUUAAGUUAAAAAUGAAAAAAAAAGAUUUUGGUUGUCUGCCAUGGGUGGGUUAUCUCUUAGAAUCGCAUGCUGUAGAAUUGCUUAAAAAGGUGCAUAUGGAAUUAAGUCCUUUGAUGUUUUUCUUUAAGAAAAUAACCUGUUGAAUAUAUCAAUACAAUGGUAUUUAUAUUUUUCUUUUCCUUUUUUUUCUUCUUUUUUUCCCUUUUGGCUACUCCGUGCAUACAUGAUUCAACUAAAAUGUCAAAGCUAUGCACAUGAGAAGCAAACCCUGCAACAUGAAAGGUUACUUGGUCCAUACUUGGGAGGGAUUCCACAAAUUAAGAAGCAACGUAAAAUGUUCAAAUUGUAUACACAUGCAUACCUACAUUCAUUCACCUAAACAUACACAAUCUCAAAUGGAACAAAUUUUCAUUCCUUCUGUAGCAAACAAAUUCCACUUACAAAGAAACAUUUUAUAACAGGUUUUUUUCUGUCCUUUAAUAAAAAAUGAGAAAAAAAAUCUUGCAGCAUCUGAAUGGCAGAAUUUUCUGUUGUUCCUUUCUCCUUGUAAACAGAGACGCUCUUUCUUUAGCAGUAGUGACAUUUUUUUUCCAUUCUGUUUUUUUUCUCUGCGACAUUCUGUACAAAAAAUGUGCUGUAAUUGUGCGUUAGGCCUGGAGUUGGCAAAAAGUAAAAUGAAAUAAAAACUAUAAAAAAUUAAUUAAAUUCCCUUUUCUCUUUCUCCAUCAAAUAACUGUAGAGCUCUGCACCCCCACUCUUCCCUUUUCACCUUUUGUAUUUAAUUUUAAAGUCAGUCAGUGUACAACCGAAAGCUGGAUGCAAGAUAGAAACUAUAUUAAAAUGUACUGUUAUUUAAGAUGUAAUAAAAAGCAGUUUGAGAUGACCUACUGUGUUGAGUGUGAUUCACUUAAAGAGGUUACCACUGAAGCUAGAAUGUUGCAGACUGUUUGGUUUCCCUGUAAUUAUGUUCAAGUCAAAUAAACAAUUUCUUAUCCACUGUUGAAUCA